AUGGACAAGAGUUGGAUAACAAAGGACAGACUUUCAAAAGAGUAUGAAGAGGGAGUCGACAGCUUUAUUAAGUUAGCGUUAGAAAAUACAACAGAUCCUUCCAGAGUUCAUUGUCCUUGUAGAAAAUGUUCACAUUUGAAAAAAUUAGACAUAAUGGAGAUAAAAAGUCAUCUAUACUUUAACGGAAUGGACCAAACAUAUGUCAAGUGGAUUUGGCAUGGAGAAGUAUAUGACUCUAACAAUAAUGUUCCCAAUGAAAGAAAGAAAUUUGAUGACCCUAUAGAGAUGGUGAGAGAUGCAGAUGAACGUUUUGUUGAUAAGCCUGAAGAAUUUUUGAAAUUUUUAGAAGAUGCAGAGAAAUCAAUAUUCUCGGGGGCACCUUUGUCAAAAUUGGUUGUUUUAGUAAAACUAUACAACUUGAAAGCUGGUAGUGGUUGGAGUGACACAAGUUUCACAAAGUUAUUAACUUUAUUAAAAGAAAUUUUACCAAAAGACAAUGAAUUUCCUUCCUCGCUUUAUGAAGCAAAAAAAACAUUGUGCACAUUAGGAAUGGAGUAUAGCAAGAUUCAAGCUUGUCCAAAUGAUUGCAUUCUAUAUCAAAAUCAAUAUGAGAGUGCAACUGAGUGCCCCGAUGGAAGGAUCAAAGAUGACAAAUUGCGCCAUCCAGCUGAUUCCCCAGCUUGGAAAGAAGUGGAUGAACUAUGGCCUCAAAUAAGAGAGGAUCCUAGAAACCUUCGACUUGGUCUUUCUGCUGAUGGCAUCGAUCCAUUCAGCAAUAUGAGCUCAUCUUACAGUUGUUGGCCAGUGAUUCUAUAUGACUUGAAGGUGUUGUGGAACAGAAUUGAUUGUUAUGAUUCUUUUAAAAAAGAAAAUUUUAUACUUAGAGGUGUACUCUUAUGGACAAUAAAUGAUUUUCCUGCUUAUGGUAAUUUAUCAGGAUGUUUUGUGAAAGGAUAUAAAGGAUGUCCAAUAUGCGGUGAACAAACAAGUGCCACAAGAUUAGAAUAUUGUAGGAAGAUGUGUUAUAUGGGUCAUAGAAGGUUUCUACCAGAAAAGCAUUAUUACCGGAAGCAAAAAUUAGCAUUUAAUGGUGAGCAAGAGUUGCGAGAAGUGCCUACACCAAUGACUGGAGAAACUAUCUACGAUGAGAUUCGUUUUGUUGAAAAUAAAUUUGGUAAGCCUGUGGAAAAGGUCGAUGAAAAUGUAGAGACAAAGGGGAAAAAGAAAGGCAAAUGUAAAACAAACAUCAAAUGA
Humulus lupulus (European hop) is the source of this 1254-nucleotide messenger RNA. RefSeq lists its product as uncharacterized. The record is from RefSeq and is a predicted model, not a curated record. The transcript is spliced from 3 exons. NCBI's taxonomy places the organism in Eukaryota, Viridiplantae, Streptophyta, Magnoliopsida, Rosales, Cannabaceae. Bases 1 to 1254 code for a protein of 417 amino acids.